Molecule: messenger RNA, 2412 nt
Organism: Porites evermanni
Lineage: Eukaryota; Metazoa; Cnidaria; Anthozoa; Scleractinia; Poritidae
Source: the annotation of a GenBank genome assembly
AUGAGACCUCAGGGGUCCGAAAAGAAACAGACGCACGAGGACAGAAAACUAGACAGACUACUUUCCACGUCAAGUUUGCUUUUGUCCAUUCUUUGUUGUAUCGCAAUAUUUCACAUGGAACUCAGAAUACAAGAACAUUGUCGAUUGAUAUCACAUUCCAGCUCUGGAACAUUCCGAGACGAAAUAGAAACAGAAAUCCUUCGAAAAGUUCAACAGGAGUGUGGAAGUUGGCGAGAAACCAAAGUCAGCCAUUUAAAAGGUGAUUGGCAGACAACAACGUUCUGUUACUUGUUAUGUUCUUUACAUUUGUUUGCCACGCGGUAAAGAUUCUCUUCAGUAAGUGGGGCUAUAUCUGCACAGUUUAAGUUCUUUUCUAAUUGUAUUAGUGAUCCUGAAAGGUAGCAGAAAUAUUUCAGCACUGUUUGUCGCGUUGCAGGCUUGACGGUUUAUGAUUACAAAUUUUUUACUGGCAUUGCCACCCAGUAGGCAAAAAGUACAUUCAGUCAAGAUCUCCAAUGUAAUGCUUCUAAAAAAUCUGUGUUGAAAGUAAGCGAACAAAAAAAACACAAUGAUAGAUGGCACUGUAAUCCUCUCCUCUGAUAACCAAGCUCGACCAAUAUAUACGUUAGUUGACCUGUAAUCCUCCACAAUUAUUACUCUCGUGACAAUUAUUAAAUACGUUCUCUUAUAUUGUAGUUGGCCAGCACUAUUCGUUUUGCCUCUGAUAAUCGCGUAGGUACCUGGUUCGUAUUUACCCUUAAAUAGCUUCAAUGUUUAAAUAAUUUAAUUGGCUUUUUAAACUUAUUCAAGGCCAGAGAGAUGCAGUUUCAAGACAAAGGCGGGCAUCAGGGAGCAGCGCACAAAAUAAUUCGACUCAAGGAGCGGCCGAAGUAAAACUUCUUAUUAAAGAAGAACUUCGUCUGCAACAACAUCAAAUUUGUGCUAAAGAUGAAAAGCUCUGCCGCCCUGGACCAAAAGGUAGCAGAGGACGACGGGGAAGAUCUGGAACCCAAGGGAGACCAGGUCCCCCAGGGAAACCCGGUCCAAGGGGUCCUCCUGGUAAACAUGGACCGGUAGGACCCCAAGGACCAAUGGGCAUAAAGGAGAUCUCGGAGUUUCGGGUGUCCCCGGUCCCACGGGACCUAGAGGCCCGUCAGGUGAGAAACGCGAAAGAGGUGAGCCGGGCCAGUCCAUCUCGGCUCCAUCUCUGCUGCAGCGUCCUGUUGAAACCACAGUCAAUGAAAGUCAGACAGCCAUCUUAAAAUGCACAACGGACGGUAAUCCAACUCCACUUGUCACGUGGUAUAAAGUGAAUUCAUCGCUUCCUGAGGGACGUCACUUGGUAGAGUCCAGUGGUGCUCUGAUUUUAAAGAACGUUAUACCUGGCGACGAGGGCUUGUACAACUGUCGAGCUAAGAAUUUGCUGGGACGCGUCAACCAUUCAGCAAAAAUGAUUGUUCAGUGUGAGCAGCUUAAUCUGAUUUGUCAUUAUUAUUCGUUUGCGAGCACGUGAUAAGGCAGGCAGUUGACGAAGCAAAACCAUUUUUUUUUUCGCAGAAUUUGCAUGAAAAAAGAGUUUAGUUGCCAGCGGAGGAAAACACUUUUGAGUUUCGUUCUUGCCAACCAACAUGGUCGCCGUGACGUGAGCUUCAAACCAGCAAUUUUAUACAUCUAGGAUUUUCCUUAGGUAGAAAUUCUAUGAAUCUUCAGUAAGUAUCGGGCAAUUCAAAUUUUUUUAAAGGUACAAAAAUGUUUCAUUUAGCUGCAGCGUUCAACAGCUGAAUGUCUAGAAUUUGUGCAGUAUUUACCAGUGGCCUGAGUUUUAAGUCUGAAUGUAGUCUGUCAAAAUCCUAUUUUAGUUUUAUCGUGCAGGAACAGCACCCAGCAAUGAGGCAUAGCUGUUAUGUUUUCUUCAAAAUUUUUAAGUACACCACAGCUUUGAUUUAAGAAUUGAUGAUUUUUCCUCGAAGAAGCUUUCUUUUCUUUUUUCACGAUUACUUUUCGUUUGUCUUUUCGGCUAGGAAACUGCCCACCUACCCCUCCCCUAACCCAUCAUUUUGCCCAAAGUAAAAAUUAAUUGUCAAUGUUAGCUUAGGGGAGGGGUAGGUAGGCAGUUUCCUCGAAACGUAAAUUGAUCCGUCUUUUCUUUAUUUUUAUCCAGUUCAUCCUCAAUUACGUUUGUCAUCUAGCCGACUAAUGGCGGAAGAGGGGCAAAAUGUGACAAUCUUCUCCAAUGCUUCUGGUCAACCACAACCCAAGGUCACGUGGUCAAAGGCCGUUGGGAGUUUGACGAAAGAAAGAACCUCCGUGGUAAAAGGAGCUUUGACAAUCUGCAAAGUGACGAAGAGCGACGGUGGAACAUACGUGUGCAGAGCACAAAAUAUUGUGGGGUCAGUAUCUGUCGCUGCUUAA